AUGGCCGCAAUAAGUGACAAUUCAGUUACCUCUUCUUCAUCGCCACCCCCCAUAACCGUCACGGUUACUGCCCGUAUCCGCCUCGAGGUUGCCACUGCCUGCUGCACCAACAACAUCGCCCAAUGGUUCACUCCCCAGGGAGUCCCUAGCCAUCCUGCGCAUGGUGAGAAGCGCCAUUACAAGAGCCAAUGGCUGCACUCACAUCCCAACAUUGUGUGCCUCCCAGUCGUCCAGCUCUCCUUCAAAGCGUGCCCUCGGUGGAGCCAGCCACCUAACCCAGGUGAUGCUUCACAGGUUGCCCCUAUCGCCGGCCCAAAUUUCCGCAUGGCAUAUAGCCAGCGCGCAGGCCCAAUACCGGGCGGCGACCUUCGUUUCCGAUACCCGGCUGCUGCUCUCCCUUAA
Molecule: messenger RNA, 402 nt
Organism: Suillus clintonianus
Lineage: Eukaryota; Fungi; Basidiomycota; Agaricomycetes; Boletales; Suillaceae
Exons: 3
Coding region: 1-402 (133 amino acids)
Source: RefSeq, a predicted model, not a curated record